ACCGUUGUCGUGUUCAGUUGAAUUCGAAUUAGUAGCGGAGCCCUCGUUUUAUUGAAUUGAAAAAUAUAAAAUUUUUUUUUGUUUUGUUUUUUUUUAAGUUAUUAAUUUGUAACAUCAUAGUAUAUUUUAUAAUUAGAAAUAUUUUUAAUUGAUUUUAAGGAAAAAAAAUUGAUUCAGUUUUUAAAAUAAAGUUUUUUUUAGUAACAUUUUACCGAUUCAAGCAUUAGUUAGUGCGGUUUUAAUAAAAAAAAAUUUUAAUUUAUGUUGGUGUAAUUUAAAUUAGAAAAUUUUCUGAAAUGUUGAAAAAUAUUGGAUUAAUUGUAGCUUGCUUAUUACAAGUGGCUACAAUAACAUAUGGGGAUGAUAACAGCAGUGAUAUUUAUACUGUUGUAGCGCCAGGAACUAUUCGUGCUAAUUCUGAUUAUCAUGUAUCGGUUUCAAUACAUCAGGCAAAGCAGCCAGCUGAAGUUAAAGUUGGCGUCGAAGGAGAAAAAUACAAAGAUCAUAAAACAGUUAUGGUAGAUCCAAUGUCAACUGAAAUAGUUAAAUUUAAGAUUCCAGAUAUAGAGGAUGGAACCUAUAAAUUAACUGUUGAAGGAGAAAUUGGAGAUAAAAAGUUUAGUAAUUCAACAGAAUUAAAUUUUGCCAAAAAGUACUAUUCAGUUUUCAUUCAAACUGACAAAGCUACAUAUAAACCAGAAGACUUAGUAAGAUUCCGUGUCUUAGUUCUUGAUUCAAAUACCAGGCCAUUUGAUAAGAAAUUCAAUGGAAUCAAUAUUAUUAUUACUGAUUCUGCACAAAAUCGCAUCAAACAAUUCCUUAACGUUGAUCUAACAAAAGGUGUUUACUCAGGAGAACUUCAACUCUCCAGUUUUCCUGUUUUAGGUAAUUGGAAUAUUGAAGUAUCUGUAGAUGGUGAACAAUCGCAAAAAGGAUUUGAAGUUGCAAAAUAUGUUUUACCUAAAUUUGAAGUUCAAAUUGAUACACCGAGAGAUGUUAGUGUUGCAGACGGAAAAAUCCGUGCUAUUGUCCGCUCAAAAUAUACUUAUGGUAAACCAGUUAAAGGAUCGGCUAAAGUUUCUGUUGAACCUUCAUAUCGUAUUUGGAAUGUUGAAAAGCAACCAUAUGCCGAAAAAACUGUUCCAGUUGAUGGAAAAGGCAAAGUUGAAUUUGAUUUAAAAGAAUUAAACUUCACAAAUGAUGAUGAAUCAAGCCGUUAUCAUUAUUAUCCACCAGUUAAAAUGACAGCUAUUGUUGAAGAAGAAUUAACAGGCCUUAAACAAAAUACAAGUACCACAAUUACAUUACAUAGAGAUCGUUAUAAGAUUGAAGGUUUACCAGAAAAUCCACAAUUUUAUGAGCCUGGAAUACCAUUUAAAAUACGUCUUGCUGUUAAAAAUUUCGAUAAUACUCCUGUCAUUGACAGUUCCGAUCAAGUUGUAUUAGAAGUUGAGAAACCAAGACAUCAUUAUAGACCUAUACCACUUACAGUCGGUGUUACCAGUACUACUGGUGAUUCUACAGCAAAACCAGCAGAAGAAGAAGAAGUUGAAAAUCAAAAAAUUCCUGGAAACAUAGAUAAACAAGGAAUUGUAACAUUUGAAGUUACAAUUCCAAGUGAUAGUAAGGAUUCAUUUUAUUCAUUGAAAGCCACUUUCAAAGAACAAACUGCAUAUUUGGGUUCUGUUUCGAAGAAAACACCCAGAGAAGGCGAUUAUUUUGUAAUCGAAAAUUUAACAGAUAAACCUGCUUUGGGCAAAGAUGUUGAACUUAAAGUAUCAUCAAACAAACCGAUUCCAUAUUUUAAUUAUCAUAUUGUUGGACGUGGUAACAUUUUAAAAUCUGAACAUGUUCAAUUACCAGAAAAUACCAAAGAACAUACUAUAAAAUUUACACCAACAUUUGAAAUGAUACCAAAUGCGAACGUGAUGGUUUAUUUUGUUUCAGAAGGCAAUUUAAACUUUGAAGAAACUAAUAUUAAUUUCGAAAAUGAAUUGGAAAAUCAAGUUGAUAUUACUGUACCAGAACAAGCCAAACCUGGUGAAGAUGUCAGUAUUAAAGUAAAUACAAGUCCCGAUUCUUAUGUUGGAUUGUUGGGCGUUGAUCAAAGUGUAUUAUUAUUAAAAAGUGGUAAUGAUAUUGCAAAAUCAGAUGUCUUCAGUGAAUUAACACGUUAUGGAACUACAACCCCGUGGAUACGUGGAUGGGGACGUUAUCCAGGACAACAAUCAGGAUUAGUAACUCUGACAAACUCUGCUUAUCCAUUUGAUGAAAAUGCAAUUAUUUUAUAUUAUGAGCACUGGUAUGGUUCUGAUGAAAUAAUAGAUUGCAACAGUAAUAAUAACAAUAAUAAUAAUAUUAAUAGUGGUAUUUUGAAGAAGAAAAAAAUUAAUAAUGGUUAUAAAUAUAAAAAUUGUUGUGCCAAUACAUUUUUAAAUAACGAAAAAUUUGAUAACGAAAUAUCAAAUAUGUUUAAUGAAUAUUCUUCGAAUGAAAUCGAUCCACCAAAAAUUAUGAAAAACUUAACGAAAUAUAAAUCUUGUCCAUGCAGUAGCACAAAUUUAUUGAUGAAUUCAAUUACAUGGUUAUGGAAAUAUGAUCAUGACAACGAUAAUAAUGGUGAAAUUGUGUUAAAAGAAAAAGUUCCUGAUACAAUUACAUCCUGGGUAUUAACAGCAUUCUCAGUUAAUUCUAAAACAGGAUUGGGUAUUACAAAAGAUGCAACAAAAUUACGUGUAUUUCAACCAUUCUUUGUAUCAACAAAUUUACCAUAUUCAGUAAAACGGGGUGAAGUAUUGAGCGUUCCAGUAAUUAUAUUUAAUUAUUUGGAAAAAGAUUUAGAUGCUGAAAUUACAAUGGAUAAUACAGAUCAAGAAUAUGAAUUUGCUGAAGCUACAAAUGAGAUUGAAGAAAAAUCGAUUGAAGAUAUCAAACGUAGUAAACGUUUAACAGUACCAGCAAAUUCAGGAAAAUCAACAUCAUUUAUGAUUCGUCCUAAGAAUGUUGGAAAUAUGGCAAUAAAAAUUCAAGCAACAACACCUAUUGCUGGUGAUGCAAUACAACAAAUGUUACCAGUAGAACCAGAAGGUGUUACACAAUAUGUUAAUAAAGCUAUUUUCAUUAAUCUCAAGGAUGGAAAAGAACAAAGUGAAAAAGUUAAAAUUGAAAUACCAGAUGAUGCUGUACCAGAUUCACAAUAUGCUGAAGUUUCAGUUGUCGGUGAUUUACUUGGCCCAACAAUAAAAAAUUUAGAUAAAUUAGUUCGUAUGCCAUAUGGUUGCGGUGAACAAAAUAUGGUUAAUUUUGUACCUAAUAUUUUAGUUAUGAAGUAUUUAACUAAUAUAAAUCAGUUAACGCCAACAAUUGAAAGCAAAGCAAAGAAAUACAUGGAAGUUGGUUACCAAAAAGAAUUAACAUAUAAACAUUCCGAUGGUUCUUACAGUGCUUUUGGUGAAAAUUCUGGUUGGGGUGAUAACAAGAAAAAUAAUGGUAGCACUUGGUUAACUGCUUAUGUUGUUAGAUCUUUCCAUCAAGCAAUUCCCUAUAUUGAUAUUGAUCAAAAUGUUAUUGAUAAAGGAUUAUCUUAUUUGGCUAGUGUUCAAACACCAGAUGGUCGUUUCCCUGAAUAUGGAAAAUUACUUGAUAAAGCUCAUUCUGGUGAAUCUGAUACUGGAAUAUCAUUAACAUCAUUCGUUCUGUUGGCGUUCUUAGAAAAUACUGAAAGCAGAGUAAAAUAUGAAGAAAAUAUUCAAAAAGCAAUUACUUAUUUGACUAAUAAUUUGGAUAAAUUGGAUACCGAUAUUUAUGCUACAGCAAUUACAGCUUAUGCUUUAAAAUUAGCUAAAGCUCCAACUGCAGAAAAAGUAAGUGAAAAAUUAAAAGCAAUGGCUAAAGUUGAAGGAGAUAGAAAAUGGUGGGCUAAACCUGAAGAGAAAAAAGAAAAAAAUAACGAAGACAAUUGGUGGUAUAGACCAAAAAGUGCUGAUGUAGAACAAACAGCCUAUGCUUUGUUAUCAAUUCUUGCGGAUAAUGGUCCAGCUGAAGACACCUUGCCUAUUUUGAAAUGGUUAAUCUCAAAAAGAAAUAGUAAUGGAGGUUUUGCUUCAACACAAGACACUGUAGUUGGUUUAACAGCUUUAAUUGGAUUCUCAGAGAAAUUCUCCAGUGGAAAAAGCGGAAAACUAGAUAUAGAUUUCAAUGAUGAUACUGGUGCUAGUGGAAAGAUUAGUGUAAAUCCAGAAAAUGCAUUACUUUUGCAAACACAUGUUCUUUCAAAUAAAGCUCGUGAAGUAUCAAUGUCAGCUAAAGGGGAAGGAUCAUCAUUGGCUCAAGUUUCUUAUAAAUAUAAUGUUGUUGCCAAGAAUUCUGAGCCACGAUUUGCUAUAACACCAAAAGUUAAAGAUGCUGCUGUUAAAGAUAUUUUAAUGUUGGAUGUUUGUGUUAAAUAUAUUCCUAUUGAACAUGAUGUUCAGUCUAAUAUGGCUGUAGUAGAAAUUAAUUUACCAAGUGGUUAUGAAGCACCAGAAAAUGAUGGUUCUCUUGAUAAUAUUAAGUCAACAAAAACGGUUCAAAGAGUAGAAACCAAGAAUAAAAACACAGUUAUUGUUGUUUACUUUGAUAGCAUAGGGUCUGAAGAAAUUUGCAUUCCUGUUGAAGCAACCAAGACAAGUCAAGUUGCCAAACAGAAACCAGCAGCUAUUGAAGCUUAUGAUUAUUACAACAGCGGAAAUCGUGGAAUUGCGUAUUAUGAAAUUAAAUCUUCUCUUUGUGAUAUCUGUUUUGGCGAUGACUGUGGAGAUGGAUGCAAGAAACCAGAAAAUCCUUGAGAAAUUUUUAUAAACUUUUAAGUUUCAUAUUAAAAUUUUUUAUAAUAUGUAAACAGUUUUUAUUAAUAUUUGACUUAGGUUCAAUAUAUUGUUUUACUUUUUCAAAUAAAACAUACCAAAAUAAAACAAAUUUG
Molecule: messenger RNA, 4960 nt
Organism: Condylostylus longicornis
Lineage: Eukaryota; Metazoa; Arthropoda; Insecta; Diptera; Dolichopodidae
Gene: Tep2
Product: CD109 antigen
Exons: 13
Coding region: 297-4826 (1509 amino acids)
Cellular component (GO): extracellular region
Molecular function (GO): endopeptidase inhibitor activity
Source: RefSeq, a predicted model, not a curated record